Messenger RNA from Coregonus sp. 'balchen', 1306 nucleotides. The record is from the annotation of a GenBank genome assembly. NCBI's taxonomy places the organism in Eukaryota, Metazoa, Chordata, Actinopteri, Salmoniformes, Salmonidae.
AUGUACCAGGACAGUGGCAGGGAAUGUGGACUAUGACUCGACAGGUGACCCCACCUACUCUUUGCUCUCCCCCAUCUACCACCACGACAGCUAUGAGAGUGAUGAGGACCUGUCUGCAGUUCACCACGCCCAUCAAACAGACACCUCAGCCAAACGGAGUAAAGAUGCCAGACCCCUGACACCCAUCAGAUAUGGCUGGUGUACAAGAGCAGUGCUACCCAACUCGACUCAGCAGACGGUGAACUAAAUUGUUAUUAGAGCCACCUGCUGUUUAGCUAGGGUCGAUCCCCUCAUCAACAAAUAAGGGGAUAGUUCACCCAAAUUACAAAAUGUGACAUUGGUUUCCUUACUCUGUAAGCAGUAUACGGACAAGGUAUGACAGCAAUCCAUUAGGGCCGGGACGAUACCAGUAUCGUGAUACUCGUUAGUAUCGUGGCAAGGAAACAAAACAUGAAGGGGAUAUGAUUUCUUUAGGAAAACAGCCCUAAUGUUGGAAACAAAUAGCAUUAUGUUGUCAUCCAGAGUUACAUGUAUUUAUUUCCCAAGCUAUAGCACACAAUAUUCUCCAUACAGCUGGUUUUUAAAGAACCAAAGAGUAUGAUCUGCUUCGUGUUUUAAUUUUUGCCAUGGAAAGAUGAUCCACCACAGAAGCCCCCAGAGAGGACAGCAGUGACCGAGGCAGAGGAUCCAGAGGCAUCUCUCUCUGCAUGGGAGAGGUGGCUGGUCUGGAAAGCCAAAGAGCAGCGACUCAGAAUAGAAAAAGGAAGCAGAGGAGGUGCACUGCCAUAUAUCUUUUUAGUUUCUUCUUCAGUUCGGCAUCUCUUGUUUGCAUUUGAGUCAGAAUUUGAUCAUUUAGUUGUUGAUAAUUAUUAAUAUUUUCAAUUCCGUAAAUUAGGGCCGCAAAUGUCUCCACAUGGAGCAACUGAGUGUGACUGGGACUGGCAAGUGUUCUUUGUUAGAAGCGCCUACUGAAGGAGCGGAAUGAGGAACAGGAGAGAGAGCAGAAGAAGAAGAAGAUGGUGGUGGAGAAAAGAUCCAGGAGUGGCUGCAGAUGAAGAAAGAACCCCCUUAUUUUCACCCAGUUAUUAACCCAAUCCCAGAGAGGAACCGUGCAGUUUGUGUGCUUUCUGAUGAAUCUGGGCACCUAAAGGUUAGGAGGAAUGUUUGUGUUAUUGUUUGCCAUCUCCAGGAGAGACAGCUGAAUGAGAGCAAGGAGCAGAAGGAGAUGCAGAGGGAGAUUGAAAAGAAAGCAGAGGAGAAGUACAGAGAGUGGUUACGGAGGAAGGACCUGGAGAAAAUACAGUAG